Molecule: messenger RNA, 2615 nt
Organism: Symphalangus syndactylus (siamang)
Lineage: Eukaryota; Metazoa; Chordata; Mammalia; Primates; Hylobatidae
Gene: DDX5
Product: DEAD-box helicase 5
Molecular function (GO): nucleic acid binding; ATP binding; RNA helicase activity
Source: RefSeq, a predicted model, not a curated record
UCACAACACGUGCCACGGGAGCGGUUUGGGAAGUUUAGAGACCAUUCUCCGCCGGCCAAAACCCGUCACACAAUUGUCAGACCUGUGGGUCGGACUGUCCAAAUCAGCCUGCAGCCCGGGCGGGUCCCGGGGCGCGGGCAGCGCACUUCCGGCGAGCUAUUUCGUUGUGUAUCCCUCCGCCGACGUCAACGUGGAAGUAGUGCCGCCCGCUCUCCCGGUGGUUCGCAGUGAUACGGUCACGUGACAACGCCAGGCCCCGCCUUCCCCCUCUCGGUUACAGGCGUGAGGACUCUUUGGAGACGUAAACAUCUCCGAGUGGCUAGGUUGUGCAGCUUUGGCUGUUGUCAUCGCCCUCCCUCCUCCGCUGCCGCCCCCGCAAGGCUUCGCCGUCGUCGAGGCCAUUUCCAGCGAUUCGUCGCACGCUUUUCUGUAUACUUCGUUCCCCCACAACCGCAACCAUUGACGCCAUGUCGGGUUAUUCGAGUGACCGAGACCGCGGCCGGGAUCGAGGGUUUGGUGCACCCCGAUUUGGAGGAAGUAGGGCAGGGCCCUUAUCUGGAAAGAAGUUUGGAAACCCUGGGGAGAAAUUAGUUAAAAAGAAGUGGAAUCUUGAUGAGCUGCCCAAAUUUGAGAAGAAUUUUUAUCAAGAGCACCCUGAUUUGGCGAGGCGCACAGCACAAGAGGUGGAAACAUAUAGAAGAAGCAAGGAAAUUACAGUUAGAGGUCACAACUGCCCGAAGCCAGUUCUAAAUUUUUAUGAAGCCAAUUUCCCUGCAAAUGUCAUGGAUGUUAUUGCAAGACAGAAUUUCACUGAACCCACUGCUAUUCAAGCUCAGGGAUGGCCAGUUGCUCUAAGUGGAUUGGAUAUGGUUGGAGUGGCACAGACUGGAUCUGGGAAAACAUUGUCUUAUUUGCUUCCUGCCAUUGUCCACAUCAAUCAUCAGCCAUUCCUAGAGAGAGGCGAUGGGCCUAUUUGUUUGGUGCUGGCACCAACUCGGGAACUGGCCCAACAGGUGCAGCAAGUAGCUGCUGAAUAUUGUAGAGCAUGUCGCUUGAAGUCUACUUGUAUCUACGGUGGUGCUCCCAAGGGACCACAAAUACGUGAUUUGGAGAGAGGUGUGGAAAUCUGUAUUGCAACACCUGGAAGACUGAUUGACUUUUUAGAGUGUGGGAAAACCAAUCUGAGAAGAACAACCUACCUUGUCCUUGAUGAAGCAGAUAGAAUGCUUGAUAUGGGCUUUGAACCCCAAAUAAGGAAGAUUGUGGAUCAAAUAAGACCUGAUAGGCAAACUCUAAUGUGGAGUGCGACUUGGCCAAAAGAAGUAAGACAGCUUGCUGAAGAUUUCCUGAAAGACUAUAUUCAUAUAAACAUUGGUGCACUUGAACUGAGUGCAAACCACAACAUUCUUCAGAUUGUGGAUGUGUGUCAUGACGUAGAAAAGGAUGAAAAACUUAUUCGUCUAAUGGAAGAGAUCAUGAGUGAGAAGGAGAAUAAAACCAUUGUUUUUGUGGAAACCAAAAGAAGAUGUGAUGAGCUUACCAGAAAAAUGAGGAGAGAUGGGUGGCCUGCCAUGGGUAUCCAUGGUGACAAGAGUCAACAAGAGCGUGACUGGGUUCUAAAUGAAUUCAAACAUGGAAAAGCUCCUAUUCUGAUUGCUACAGAUGUGGCCUCCAGAGGGCUAGAUGUGGAAGAUGUGAAAUUUGUCAUCAAUUAUGACUACCCUAACUCCUCAGAGGAUUAUAUUCAUCGAAUUGGAAGAACUGCUCGCAGUACCAAAACAGGCACAGCAUACACUUUCUUUACACCUAAUAACAUAAAGCAAGUGAGCGACCUUAUCUCUGUGCUUCGUGAAGCUAAUCAAGCAAUUAAUCCCAAGUUGCUUCAGUUGGUCGAAGACAGAGGUUCAGGUCGUUCCAGGGGUAGAGGAGGCAUGAAGGAUGACCGUCGGGACAGAUACUCUGCGGGCAAAAGGGGUGGAUUUAAUACCUUUAGAGACAGGGAAAAUUAUGACAGAGGUUACUCUAGCCUGCUUAAAAGAGAUUUUGGGGCAAAAACUCAGAAUGGUGUUUACAGUGCUGCAAAUUACACCAAUGGGAGCUUUGGAAGUAAUUUUGUGUCUGCUGGUAUACAGACCAGUUUUAGGACUGGUAAUCCAACAGGGACUUACCAGAAUGGUUAUGAUAGCACUCAGCAAUACGGAAGUAAUGUUCCAAAUAUGCACAAUGGUAUGAACCAACAGGCAUAUGCAUAUCCUGCUACUGCAGCUGCACCUAUGAUUGGUUAUCCAAUGCCAACAGGAUAUUCUCAAUAAGACUUUAGAAGUAUAUGUAAAUGUCUGUUUUUCAUAAUUGCUCUUUAUAUUGUGUGUUAUCUGACAAGAUAGUUAUUUAAGAAACAUGGGAAUUGCAGAAAUGACUGCAGUGCAGCAGUAAUUAUGGUGCACUUUUUCGCUAUUUAAGUUGGAUAUUUCUCUACAUUCCUGAAACAAUUUUUAGGUUUUUUUUGUACUAGAAAAUGCAGGCAGUGUUUUCACAAAAGUAAAUGUACAGUGAUUUGAAAUACAAUAAAUGAAGGCAAUGCAUGGCCUUCCAAUAAAAAAUAUUUGAAGACUGAA